Gigantopelta aegis is the source of this 2689-nucleotide messenger RNA. Its product is annotated as D-beta-hydroxybutyrate dehydrogenase-like. The transcript is spliced from 9 exons. The record is from RefSeq and is a predicted model, not a curated record. Bases 83 to 940 code for a protein of 285 amino acids. Gene Ontology annotation, molecular function: 3-hydroxybutyrate dehydrogenase activity. Lineage: Eukaryota; Metazoa; Mollusca; Gastropoda; Neomphalida; Peltospiridae.
CAUGCCAUAAAUGUGUUGCCCUGGGAUGGGCGUACCUGAACCUUGUAGAUGGGCACAUUGAUAAGAGUUUACGAUUCCGUUCAUGUUACCACACUUAUUAUUUCGGUGUUUCAAAGGCUUGUGUUUCAUUGGACGUGAACAAAAAAAAAAUGGUAAACCUCUUCAUAAAAAGGUUGCCCUCAUCACAGGAUCUACGAGUGGUAUAGGAAAGGGGAUUGCUGAGAGCCUUGCUAACCAUGGUUGUGAUGUGAUAAUCAAUGGGUUUGGCGAUCAGGAAGAAAUUAAAAAACUUUGUGCAGACAUUGCCAUGACAUAUUCAGUGAGAGCUGAGUUUGUUGGAGCAGAUUUAUCGAAGGUUCCUGAAAUUGAGGACUUGCAUGAAGCCAUUCUGAAGCUGUUUCCAGAAGGGUUGGACAUACUGGUAAAUAACGCAGGUAUACAACAUUUGAGUCCAGUAGAAUCGUUUCCGGUGGAGAAAUGGGAUUUUAUGAUUUCACUCAUGUUGUCUGCUCCCUUCCAUCUGACCAGGCUCUUCCUGCCAUACAUGAAGCAGAAGGGCUGGGGGAGAAUAAUAAACAUAUCAUCUGCCCACGGACAUGUAGCAUCACCUAAUAAGUGUGCUUACGUCUCUGCCAAGCAUGGCCUGAUAGGACUCACAAAGACGGUUGCUGUAGAAGUUGCUGGAUCGGGAGUGACGUGUAAUGCUAUUUGUCCAGGUUAUGUGGAAACACCAUUGUUUUUGAAACAGGCAGCAGAUCGGUCCAAAGAUCAGGGAAUAUCCUUUGAACAAGCCAAGAGUCAAAUCGUUGGCAUUCAUUCAUCAAAGGAGCCUGUGAAAAUAGAACAGGUUGGAGAAAUUGCAGCAUUCUUAUGUUCUCCGGCAGCUGACCAGAUCUUGGGUACAUCGAUAAUGGUGGACGGAGGAUGGACAAUAAAAUAAUAAGACAUGUUUAUAAUUAAUUAAGACAGAUAGAAUAAGGCUGAUCAAAGUUAGACAUGUGUUUCCCAUUUCUGUCCCACUCGAAAUUAAUGCCUGUCUGUUUGGAAAAUAUAAGAGUUAUUUAUCAACAAUUCCUUACAGAGACCUUUCACAUACUGGGUCACUGUGUAAAUUAAAAGUGGAGUGCCUGUCUGAGCUGCUAUGGGCAAUAGAAUUGAUCACCAUUAGUGGAUUUGUCAGGGGUUUUCCCUUCCAGCCAUUGACCAAUGUCUGAUCAAAAAGCUCUAAGAAUUGGCAUUUAUUUUAUAGAAUAAUGUACAUCUAUCAUUAUGAAUUGUCCCCUUCAAGAGGGUGGGACGUACCCCAGAGGAAAAGCAAUGGCCAGAACUAAAAAGAGAAGGGGGAUCAUGUUCUGUUGUGAUUCUUUUGGUUUAGAGAUAUAAGUGGAAGAAUCCAAUACUGAUAUUUGUUAGAAUGUCCAUUUGAUUAAUCUCGAUUAAGGAUAUUUUUCUCUCUUUUUUUCCUAUUUUUCACCGCAUCCAUGGGAUGUUAAGGGAUUGGGAAACACACAGUUAUACUGGAUCACCCUGGAAAGUCCAGUCACCUCAGUGACACCCAAUAGGAGAUUCAUUUACAUUAUUAUUACAAGGUCAAACAAAAACAAAUCUAAGUUUUUUCAUUGAUGUGUUUGAUUUUAGUCCAGAGUCCGUGUAAAAAUGGAUAAUGAUCCUAUAUAGCAGUUUGCUACUAAUGCUAAUAUGAUAUAUGUUGUAAUCCAGAUUAGGACAUUUUCGUUUAAUUCACGCCAAAAUCAGCUUACUCGUACUCUAUGAUGCAGACCAUCUAAAGGUAUUUCAUCCUCCAAAGGAAAGCGCCCCCUCCCCCCCCCCCCGAGAAAAUUGACGAUAACACGCAUGUGCACACACACACACACGUGUGUAAUAGAAGCCACAAUAUACAUGACAAUUUUGAAUCUUCCAUUAAUAUAUUCAAUACUGUACUUAAUCUAUUUAUCUCUGCACCAAUCUGAUUCCAGAAGAAUGUGGAUACAAUCGUGAGUGUAUGCAGCAAUGACACUAUCAGGUGCUUUCUCUGUCGAGAGCUGAAUAUGACCACAAUAGUUGGUUCCAACUCUGUAAGAGGACAACAACUUGUAUAAUGCCUGCCAGUACAGCCGCAAAAAAAAAAAAAGAAAAAAAAGGACAACUAAAAGCGCACAUGCAUGUACACAGAAUAACUUCUGUCAAAGCAACUAAGUACAAAAAUAUCGUUCAAAUUAAUUUAAUGGUGAAUAUACUCGUAAGUAUAUAAGAAAAUAUUGUGUGAAAUGCUCUAAUCUGUAGGAUCACAUGGCCAUCUUAUUGAAAUCGGAUCUUACUGCAUACAGUUUCCGUCAGUAGAUCUGAAACAGCCCCUCUUUAAUUCUAUUCCAGGUGACAUUUUAUCUUUUAGUUCAAAUUAAUAGUCAAUAAAGUAAUGACUAAUCACAGUUAACCUAUUAUACACUUCUGCCAAUGGACAUAUCCACCAUAUCGGAAAAGGAUACGAUGAUAGGGGUGAGGAUGAGGAUAGUGGGCUGUUGUUCACAGUCUAUUUUAUACUCUAGUGCAUUCUGUACACAGUUUGAUGCACACUAAUGAAUACAUGCAAGUCUAUGUGUAUUACACUGUGUUUAUCACACUGUGUUUGUAGGCCUAUUGUCAAAAUUGUGAAUUAAAAAAAAAAAAUCAGAAUAAAGAAUAUAACCGA